Molecule: messenger RNA, 882 nt
Organism: Phlebotomus argentipes
Lineage: Eukaryota; Metazoa; Arthropoda; Insecta; Diptera; Psychodidae
Product: trypsin-4-like
Exons: 2
Coding region: 52-795 (247 amino acids)
Biological process (GO): proteolysis
Molecular function (GO): serine-type endopeptidase activity
Source: RefSeq, a predicted model, not a curated record
UUGGGCGAUCAGAGUCCCUUUGCUGACCAACUAAUCAGUUUAUCUUCAACCAUGAAGCACUUCGUUCUACUGUGCUUUUUACUCCCUUUCAUCGGAAAAAUUUCCGCUGAGAAAUUCAUAGCCGGCGGCCAAGAUGCCCAACCCGGGCAAUUUCCCUGGAUCGGCGCAAUCGAAUACGUUGAUUAUGAGCAAGUUUGCGCCGGUUCUGUGAUCUCUGACCAUUGGUUCCUCACUGCCGCUCACUGCGUCUACAGUCUGCAGCUGGACUCCAUCAGAGUCCGCGUCGGGACGCGCUAUCGAGAAAAUGGAGGCCAAAUCCACCGAAUGCUGCGAAUCAUCCUCCAUCCCGACUUCUCGCAAGACUACGUCUACGACAUGGACGUGGCAGUGUGCGAAAUCGAGGGCAUCAUGGGAGGCCCCAACGUCAGACCAAUUCCUCUCACCACGACCGAACCUCUAGCCGCCUCUCGCGUCUUCGUCAGCGGCUGGGGAGCAACGUAUAUCGACGGAAGCCCCUCGGAAGUUCUCCAGUUCACCCAAAUUCCCAUCAUUAGCCGGGAUGUGUGCAACUCAACCUACAUGGGAAGGGUGUCAGAGACAAUGAUCUGCGCAGGAGAGUCUGGCAGGGAUAUCUGUGUUCUGGACAAUGGUGGACCACUGACGGAUUCCAGGAACAUGUUAGUGGGCAUCGUGAGCUGGGGAAUGGGAUGCGGUGCUCCCAUCUAUCCAGGAGUCUACACCAACAUCGCCCAUCCUGACAUCAGGAGUUUCAUACGAGAGCAUACAAAUAUUUAGUCUGUUUGCUUAAUGCUUACAGAUUUGGGUAUAAUUAGCCAUAAUUAAGAUCAAAGUUCAAAUAAACCGACCAUAAGAAAUCUAAAA